AAAAUAUUUCUAGGUUAAUUUUAUACAAUUGUUUACAGAUUUUGUGAUAAGCAAAUCAUUAAACAAAACAACAUGCCCAAAAACAAGAAGAAAGCUGAAAGUUCUAGCGACAGCGACGAGGGACCUGUUGAUAGAAAUGUACCUCCAGAAAAAAAAGCCAAAAUGGGCUCAAGGACUACGGACAAAGAGCCAACAUGGGUCCUUGAGGGUCAGAAGCUUGUCAAAGUGAGGGGGUUCAAGGGGAAGACUUAUGUGGAUAUUCGCGAGUUUUACGAGAAGAACGGAGACUUGUUACCAGGGAAGAAAGGCAUCAGCCUGACCCCGGCGCAGUGGCGGAAACUGCUGUCGUUGGCGGAGGAGGUGAAUGAGGAACUCGGUAACUGUUAGUUCGGAACAAGUAUACUGUAUGAUUGUGUUACGAUCUGUAAGAUUAAAGUUUUGUUGAGCAAAUUAUA
Messenger RNA from Cydia splendana, 455 nucleotides. RefSeq names its product RNA polymerase II transcriptional coactivator (gene Ssb-c31a). NCBI's taxonomy places the organism in Eukaryota, Metazoa, Arthropoda, Insecta, Lepidoptera, Tortricidae. The record is from RefSeq and is a predicted model, not a curated record. Gene Ontology annotation, biological process: positive regulation of transcription initiation by RNA polymerase II. Bases 73 to 387 code for a protein of 104 amino acids. The transcript is spliced from 2 exons. Gene Ontology annotation, molecular function: transcription coactivator activity; DNA binding.